UUGAAUAUGAAGUAUUUGUCACCUCUUGUGUUGUCAUAUGAAGACAGAAUAAGAGAAAAGGAAGAUGUAAUUCUUGGACAUAAGGAGGAUAUGAAGAAUUUUAAAGUACGAGUUGAAGAGUUGGUGAAGGAGAAUGAACACCUGCACAAGCAAUUAAAGAAAAGUAACUUUAUUAGCCCUACAAAAUGGCAACAGCUGCAAACUCAGGCCAUGCUGAUCUUAGAAGAAAAUGAACUGUUGAUGGAGCAAAUCAAAAUUCAACAAGCUAAAGAACAAGAUAGUCCCAGUAAACAUGUUAAAGCAGUUUCAAAAUUGAUAAAACAGAUAAUAAUCUUAGAAAAUAAGGAAAAGAGUCAAACUGAAGAGAUAGCAGAGUGCAAGAAGCAGUUGGAAGCUUUGCGUUCUAUUUUUGAAGAGCUGAAAGCCAAACUGGAUAGCAGACCAGCAGCAGAGGAGCUCUUUACUUUGAUGAAUGAUUUAAAAAGCUGUUUACAACAGGAUAGGGAGAAAAAGUGCCGUCAGACAGAAGAUCUAACGGGAAAGAUAGCAUCACUGCAAGCUGAAAACGAGAAACUGCUUUUAGAGAAAAAUAACUUCAUGGCUAAACACACGAUCUUGAAAACUGAGAUGGAAGCGAUGCAAAAGACAAACAGGCACUUGCAGAAGAAAAUAGGUCGUUUGCUAACGCAGUUGGAGGAAGGAACGGAAAAAGAACUGGAAGCCCAUUACCAUCUAACAAAACUUACUAGUUUGGCGGAAAAUAUAGCUCAGGAACGCGAUAGUCUUAUUCUGUUGGCCAGAUGUUUGGAAAAUGAGAAUCAUGGCGUUUUCAACAGAAUAGUAGAGGGCAGUGUAUGCUUAGGAAGACUGAAAGAAAAGGUUAAGGUAUGUAAAAAGGAAGCAGCGGAGAAGCUAGGAGAUAUGAGUCUCAAAAUGACUGAGCAGGAGAAAGAAUUUGCUGUGAAGACUGCUCUGCACGAGCAAGAAAUGAAGCAUCUCCAGCAUCAGCUGCAAGAGAAAGAGCAAGCCAUUAGUCAAGUGCUGCAGCAGAAGAGUAAAGUGGAAGGCGAUCUUGAAGUCAUUUGGGAAUCCACAUCCAAAGAAAACAGAAGAAUGAGAGAACUCUUGUAUAAACUGAGGAAGAACAACAUGGGGAGUACUGUCAGAGUUUCUGAACCAUACUUACAGGAAACCUUUCAGAAGGACCUCAUUUCUGGACAUGAUUUUAGCUAUUGUGAUGUGAAACCUUCAUCCCUUACUAUAAAUGAAAUUUAGCAAGAAUCUCAGCGGCUUUCCACACCCAGUACAAGAGGCAGUGCCUCUCCAGCAGAAGGCUGGGAUGAAGCUGUUAACUGCCAUCAGCUGCAGCUGCGCCUCGGCCGGCUCACCCCCACCGCUGGGGAUGUUCUGGUAAUGCCUGGGGACUGGGAUGGAAGCUGCAGAGAACUGCGACAACUGGCUAGAAACCACCUAAUUCUUUCAGUUACCAGAACCCCGUGCAGCUUGAGUUAA
This is a messenger RNA of Pterocles gutturalis (yellow-throated sandgrouse), 1512 nucleotides long. RefSeq names its product centrosomal protein 89kDa (gene CEP89). Lineage: Eukaryota; Metazoa; Chordata; Aves; Pterocliformes; Pteroclidae. The record is from RefSeq and is a predicted model, not a curated record. Gene Ontology annotation, cellular component: ciliary transition fiber; centriole. Gene Ontology annotation, biological process: chemical synaptic transmission; mitochondrion organization; cilium assembly.